Molecule: messenger RNA, 4251 nt
Organism: Cyprinus carpio (common carp)
Lineage: Eukaryota; Metazoa; Chordata; Actinopteri; Cypriniformes; Cyprinidae
Product: microtubule organization protein AKNA-like
Exons: 21
Biological process (GO): epithelial to mesenchymal transition; neuroblast division in subventricular zone; neuroblast delamination
Cellular component (GO): centrosome
Source: RefSeq, a predicted model, not a curated record
AUGCUGUAUAAUGAAUUAAUACUACGUCUGUGUUGUAAUUGUUGGGAUUUUUCCUGCAAGAAAAGUUAAAGAUUUCCACGCUAGAACACACAUUUCGCUUUGUACUUGAAUAUUUAUGUAUAAAGUGAAAUAAAACUAGUCUCGAGGAGUGAGUUACAGAGAUUUUGGCUCACAUGAAUAACGUUAACGUUACCAUAACGCGCGAGACUCGCUCAAGCUGUAGCAUGAAACUACAAAGUAAAAGUAAAAGCAACCUGGACCCUUGAGAUACACGCAUGUUUGGUGAUGGAAGGAUGGCUGGUGGUGUUAGUUUGUGUGCUGUUCUCAAGGCAACCGUCUGAAGUUCAUGCAUUCACACGAAAGGCGCUGUUUUUGCACUGGAAGACAGUUUUUAAAUUUUCAGGGUCAUGUUAAAUCCCCUCGAUGACACUUGUGUGGACAUUAUGCAGCCUGUCCAUAAAAACAUUUAUAAAUGGUCAGCCAUGAGAGAUGACAUCAAUAUCAGUGUGGAGGUGCGGGUGGUAUAGAAGCUCAAGGUGGAAUAAAAGAGAGCGAUUAAUAGCCAGGUUAAUGGAGCGGAACAGAGGUGGUACCACUGCAGGGUUUCUGGUGUGGACACCAGCCCCAGCGUACUCCUCUCCCUCAAGCCCAGAUGAGUUGGACUUCAGCUGGGAUGAAGAACCGGAUGAGGACUUUCAAAGCCAGAUGAAUGAGAAUGGCAUCAUUGGUCUGGCAGAGAGUCAAGGGCAGCAGGAGGGAGAAGAGGAGGAGAUUGCAGAAGACCUGUUGUGGGAUGUGAAGACCCCUGAGCCUGAGCAUGGGCCACCGCCUGCACUAGAGGAGAUAAGCUGUCACCUGAGUGAGCUGCUGGACUCUGAGCCGCUCUCUCAGGCCACUGGAGAUGACUGCUGCUCUCCAUCUCUGCAGGAAGAACACAAAACAGAUGAUGACCGAAGUGUUUUGUUGGAGGAUUGGACUGAUGAUGAGGACGGUACAAGGAGCCCAACAAUUCACAGGCACAUAUUAAACCCUUUCCCACAGAGAGACACAGUGCUAGACAUGAUCGAUGAGGAAACAAAAGAGAAGGACACAUGUGAAGAUGCUCAGAGAUUCAUGGAUCAAACAUUACCUGUCACAAAAGAGAUGGCAUCUAUGUUUGAAAGGAUGAAGAGCUGUGAUUACAGUGAGAUCCCACAGCAUUUUGAGCAAAGUGAUUGUGAGGAAACUGAGGAAACCAAUGGACAGUUUCUUCCAGUCUCACAUCGCAUCUCUAGAAACACUUGUAAUCCCAUCAGGUUUCCCUAUUUGUCCUCCGGGGAACUGAUGAAUAACUGUGGGAUUGAAGCUGAAACAUUUCCAGCACAGUACCAGAGGAGUUACACUGCCCCCAGCAGGCCAGAGGACUAUAACAGGCUGCUUACCAAGUAUGCAGAAGCUGAAAAUACUAUUGAUCGACUUCGCCUUGAAGCAAAGGUGGGCCUCUGUUCUGAACCUCCAAAACCCAGUACAGCUAUCCUGUCAGGUGUUAUUCAGGAAGGGUCAAAGGUCAUAACCCUCAAUUUCCCUCAAGCACAGAGGGCAGAGUUCAACGCAGUCUCUGCUCAACUGGCCCAGCAAAAGGAUCACUCAGAAAACUCUAGAAAAACACCAAGUCGCCCUUCCUCUGUGAACUCGGUCCGCUCAAGGAGGUCUGGAUCUCUCACUGCAGACCAUCUAACAGAGACUCUGUCCAAACAGACUCAUAGAUUUCAGCUACAGGUUGAUGUUUUUGAGGCACUUAUAAAGAAUUGGAAACUCAAGCCUUGUGAACAGGGUCUCUCCACGCUGGCACAGGGGCAGGGGUCUCUUGAAAGGGCUUACUUAGAUGCACGAGGCCAGUAUCAGAUGCAGGAGCAGCAACAAGGCGCGCUUGUCACCUUUGACCCAGACAGGGACCUAGAAGGGCAGAUCUUCAGGUCAGGGAUGCGAUUGGAAGAGCUGAAGGAGUGGCUGGAGCAAGCAGAACAGAACAAACCCAUUUCUGAACCUCCUUCAGAUGUGCUUUCGUUGUCCAUUCUGGAGACCGAACCUCUGCCUGUAGUUUUUCAUGUUAGAGGGUUUUGGCAGGCAGCAGCAGAUUGUGUCCCUCCCUCCGGCCCAUCUGUCAGGUCACAGGUGUGUGACUCUAUGGAAACACACCCAGAGGCUCUUUGCCACUCCUCGGUCUUGCCAGGGCAACUGAGCAGGGAAAGGAAAGCAGCAGGAAACAGGAAAACUCAAAGCAGUAGCCUGACCAGCCUAGCAGAGAGAACAGAACCCAGAACUAUGGGCUUAAAAGCAAAGGCCAAGACUGUCAGAGCAUCUCCUCUGGAUGGGGUCAAGUCUCCAGAGACAGACAGUGGCUUCAUGGGCUCUGAGCUCAGUCAGCUCACUCCUGCUGUACACAGUCCUCUCCAGCAGAGGGCAGUGGUGAGUUCCAUCAGGCCGUCUGGCCCACACACAAAGAACAUAGAAAGACCAGAGUCUGCUCCUCCUUCUAGACAGCCUUUUGCGGUCUCCCCCUCUUGUUCACAACCCUCUUCAGAUACCCCAGGAGAACUCAUCAAGUCUGAAGGAUGCACAGGUCCUGUUAGGAGGAGAGGAGGGGAGGAAGGGGGUUCUUCUUCCAGCCUUUCUCCCUCAAUAUCCUCCAUUCAUUGGCCCAGUAGCGCCCUCCUGCCCUGGCCGAGCAGCCUGACCAGCCAAUCAGAGCACGGGAGUGAUCAGGGGGAUGAAAAAGCACAGGAUGGCCAAUAUCCACAUCCAGCCAACCAGCAGAUCCGCUCUCACAGAAGCCCUUCCCUCCAUGUGCCUUAUCACCACGGUGACCACCUCGAAGCCCAAAGUUCCGUUCAGCUAACAAAUCAGCAAGAGGCUCUUCAAUCUCUACAGCGAGAGGUGAAACGACUGAAGGAGAGACUAGAGGGAAAUCUGAGACUCUCCAAACCUGCCAGUCCUGUUAGAGUGGCCUCUUCUGCCACAGAAGAUGCCAGGGAUCAGGCAUCCCCACGGACCGCAAGGUCUUCAGACAGGAGAAGGCGGCAGACAGAGAGAGUGAGAAAUGGAGAACAAGAGAGAGGAAACUCAACAAGACGCACUCUGAAGCAAAAAUCUGUGUCUUUACCUCAACAUCGGCCUCAAACUGAUCUGACAACUGAUUCUGAGCUUGUCCAGUCUGAGCCACGACCAUCAACAUUCAGACAUGUCCUGGUGUCCCCAGUGACAUCAAGAGGAAGAAGAGAAACCAGAGGAUGUGUACAUCACAAAGAGGACAGUACCUCAGGCAUAUCCAACAACAGUGAUGAAACCGAAUCAAGCCGAGGGCCAGAACCUGCCUGCCCACAUUGCAUAUCAGACCGCACUGGUACUUUGACACGUCCAGUGAGGAGUAGGAGCUCUCCACAUCUCACACAGCCUUCCUGCAACCAUUGCCCAUUGUGUGGUGCAUAACAAGCCAAUCAAAGACCCUCUCAACCAGCCAACCAGAUGCCAGCCUCGACCCCCAGAGGGAGUCAGCCAAUGAGAUCCUUACAGAGGGACAAAGGAGGUGUAAAUGUGACUCCUCCCCCCACAGUCCUGGGAGGUGUUCCAGUUGUCCCAUAUGUUCCUGUCUGUCCUUCAGCUCUAGGUCAUCACAGACGCUCUCUCUCUUUGGGCCAUCAGCAGAACUCUCUAAACAGCUCUCUGACCCGCGCCAUCACGGCAGCUAGAAACAUGAGAGAGGGCUCACAUCGCAUGGCUCACUCUCUGGCCUCAGGACUACACAGCACUAGCUUCCUCACCACAUCCUGCACCUACUGACACCAGAGUUUGCAUUUGUUCUUUUAGCAGAUGCUUUUAUCCAAAGUGACUUUAAAUGAGGAAUUAUAUUUUACUACUGCUGAGCUGUGAAGAAAUUCACAUUUGCGCAUUAUUAUUAGUUUACAAAAACAACUCAUUUACUCAUAGUGAUGUGACUGAUGCAGACAUGCAACACUUCAGCGGAAAAUGAUGCAAAGUGUUAAACCAUAAUUUGUGUUGUUUUUGUUUACCUAGAAUUUCCAAACUGCAAAACCUUUUUAAUGUAAAUGCCUGUGUGACAGUUUUUCUAUCCCACAGUCAGAAAAAGCUGUUUGUUUGAGUGGUGUGUAUACAGUCCAGCAUACUUAGAGUCCCAAGAGUUUGUAGCAGCAUUGAGGUCAGUGUGAAAAGACCAGCGUGCAUAACAAUAAUAGGAUAGUUAUUAGCAUACCU